This is a messenger RNA of Rhinichthys klamathensis goyatoka, 6047 nucleotides long. It is a transcript of the gene phlpp1, whose product is annotated as PH domain and leucine rich repeat protein phosphatase 1. The record is from RefSeq and is a predicted model, not a curated record. Bases 138 to 4808 code for a protein of 1556 amino acids. The transcript has 17 exons. Gene Ontology annotation, molecular function: protein binding. NCBI's taxonomy places the organism in Eukaryota, Metazoa, Chordata, Actinopteri, Cypriniformes, Leuciscidae.
GCGUCAUUCGCUCUCAGACUCCAUGAUCUGAUCCCGAGCGGAGCGGCGCGAUCAUAACUGCGUGUUCCGCGCGCGUUCAGGAGCGUCGUGCGGCGCUCACAUCUCCGCUCAAAUGGACUAGGAAUGAUCUUGUGAGGAUGGAGAGUGUUAAACUAAAGAAGAGCAGCGCUCUGAGUGUGGCCUUGAGAAGCACAGCAGAUGAAGAAGAUGAUGAAGGCCAGAGAGCAUCGAACCAGACGAGCUCAGACCAUCCCAGGACCAGAAGCCAGAGCCCAGCUGAGCUCAACAUGGUAAACAAAGCCUGUAAAGGCAGCUCCAGUCUGCUGCUGAGGAAGAGGAGGGUGAAGAGGCACGUGUCCGGUAUAAACUCAUCUCACAGCCGGAGUCUGGACCGACAGACGCUGCUGAGACACCGAGCCAGUCCUCAACUACAGCUGUCAGACCGACAGUGGGUCCGCCAGGACCUGCGCCGGGGCUCCAUCCACGUGCACGACCGGCUGCUGGCGUGGUCUCACCCGGCCCGGCCCGUUCUGUGCACCGUGGACAGCACCGCGACCGAGAUAGCCCAGCGUCUGCAACAGGCCGGCGGCAAAACGUGCUCCGUCCUGAGGCUGAACGCCAAAAGCUACCUGUCCACCGACGUGAACGGGAACUGCGAUGGAGAGUACCCGCUCCGGCACCUUCACACCGGGACCGAGAGCCUCCCGGAUCAGCCCGGUGACCGGUUACGCCUCCUGCUCCUGGAGAAGGACCAUCCGUACCACCCGCAGGAAUACGACAUCUACACGCCCUCGGAGGCCAGCGUGGACCGCUCGUCCCCUCAGGACGAGGACUCCCUGAAGAGGUUCACGGGGUCCGAUGUGGAGACCAGCAGUGCUUGUGACGAGCUGAGCUCCGGGGCCCGGUUCAGCCAGCACCGGGACUCGCUCAGCGACGACAUGAUCCUGGGCACGGAUGCGUCCGCGUUCGACAGUAGCGCCGCCGAGGGCCUGGACACGUACGGAAGCUCCUCGGACGAGCUGGAGCUGGACUGUCCCACGGAGCCCGUCCUGCCAGGGCCCGUGCCCGGUGACCCACCGCCUGCUCUCGGACACAGUCCGGGGUCAGCGGGCACACCGUCCGAUUCGGACCCCGGCCCGGCCCUGUAUGUUCAGCUGCACGGCGAGGCCGCCCGGCGCCUGGGCCCCGAUGAGAGGCCCCUACAGAUCCAGAAUGAUUUUCUCUUUAAACUGGGAUUUAAGGACCCGUGGCGGGUCCAGGAGGAGGGGAUGAACACUGAGCUGGGAUCUCUCCUGCGCUUCUACGCAGGAAAACCUCACAGUAUCGAGAGCUCCGAGCGCAUCCAGCUCUCCGGGACGUAUAACGUACGGAAAGGAAAGCUGCAGCUUCCGGUGAACCGCUGGAGUCGACGGCAGGUGAUUUUAUGUGGCACCUGUCUCAUGGUCUCCUCGGUGAAGGCCAGCCAUACGGGCAAGAUGCACAUCCUGCCACUGAUCGGAGGAAAGGUGGAAGAGGUGAAGAAACACAGUCACUGUUUGGCCUUCAGCUCAGCGGGACCUCAGAGUCAGACCUACUAUAUCAGCUUCGACAGCUUCACUGAACACCUGCGCUGGCAUCGACAGGCUGCUAAGAUGGUGUCUCAGAGGAUCAGUUCGGUGGAUCUGUCCUGCUGUAGUCUAGAGAAACUGCCGCCCAACCUGCUGUACAGUCAAGACCUGACGCAUCUCAACCUCAAACACAACUUUCUGCCUGCGGACCAGACGCUGCUGCAGCUCCAGAGAUUUUCCCGUUUGCGGAGUCUCAAUCUCUCUAAUAACCAGCUGGGAAGCUUCCCGCUGCACAUCUGCUCCAUUAGCACCCUGACGGAGGUCAACCUCAGCUGCAACCACCUGACCUCCAUCCAUCCUGACGUGGGCAAGAUGACCAAUCUGCAGACGUUUGUUCUGGACGGGAACCUGCUGUGUGCUCUCCCCGUGGAGCUGGGCUCUCUGCAGAGGCUGGCCUACCUGGGCCUGUCCUUCAAUGAGUUCACACAGGUGCCGUCGGUGCUGGAGCGGCUGCCCGCCGUCGAGAGACUCUGCAUGGCUGGAAAUAAAGUGCCGGUGCUGACGCUACAGGCCUUCCGUCUGCUGGCGCUCAAACACGUCGACCUCCGUCUGAACCAGAUCUCCAGCGUGGUGCCGGACGAGCCAGAGUUUCUGCGUCACGUGACGCAGCUGGACGUGCGCGAUAACCGUCUGUCUGAGCUGGACGUGUCCGUGUUCCCGCGGCUGGAGGUCCUGCACUGUCAGAGGAACCGCCUCGCUCGGCUGCGUCUGCGUGGCUGCGCGCUCAAGGCUCUCUACGCCUCCAACAACGAGCUGCAAGAGUUAGACGUGAGUCCUGUGGCCUCUAACCUCACGUACGUGGACAUCUCCAGGAACUGUAUGACGUCUUUGCCCGAUUGGUUGAGUGACAGCAGGAAACUGGAGGUUCUAGAUGUCAGUCACAACAACAUCGCUGAACUGCCUCCGUGGUUGCUGUGCAGUGGCAGUUUGAGGAAGAUCCUGGCCGGUCAUAACCAGCUGAAGCGUUUGCCGGAGCGAGUGGAGCGUCCCGUCGUGGAGGUGAUGGAUGUGCAGCACAAUCAUCUCAUCGAGCUUCCCUGUAAUCUCUUCCUGAAAUCAGAGAGUUUACGGUGUCUGAAUGCGUCAGCCAACAAGCUGGAGAAUCUCCCAGCAUCCAGUCUGUCAGAAGAGAGCAGCAGUAUCUUACAGGAGCUUUAUCUGACCAACAACCACCUGACGGACAAGUGUGUGCCUCAGCUGACGGGACACACACACCUGAGGAUCCUGCACAUGGCCUACAAUCACCUGCAGACCUUCCCAGCCAGUAAAAUGGCCAAGCUGGAGGAGCUGGAGGAGGUGGACCUGAGUGGGAACAGGCUGAAGGCGGUGCCCACCACCAUCCUGAACUGCAGGCGCAUGCACACGCUGGUGGCUCACUCCAACUGCAUCGAGGUCUUCCCCGAGGUCAUGCAGCUCAUGGAGAUGAAGUGUGUGGAUCUGAGCUGUAAUGAGCUGAGUGAGAUCACCUUACCGGAGAGUCUACCUCCCAAACUCCAGGAGCUGGAUCUAACAGGAAACCUGCGCCUGAACCUGGACCACAAGACCCUGGAGCAGCUCAAUAACAUCCGCUGUUUCCGAAUCGAUCCGCCUCCCUCGUCGUUCUCAGCCAAUGAGAGCGCAGGAGGGCCAGCUGUCUGGAGUCACGGCUACACCGAAGCCUCAGGCGUCAAAAACAAACUGUGUGUGGCUGCGCUGUCUGUGAACAGCUUCUGCGGCAGUAGAGAAGCUCUGUACGGUGUGUUCGACGGCGACAGGAACGUGGAGGUGCCGUAUUUACUCCAGUGCACCAUGAAUGACAUACUGGCAGAAGAACUGCACAGGACCAAGAGCGAGGAAGACUACAUGACCAACACCUUCCUGGUCAUGCAGCGUAAGUUAGGCACUGCAGGGCAGAAGCUGGGCGGCUCGGCAGCGCUCUGUCACAUCCGCCACGACCCCACAGACCCCGCUGGCUGCUUCACCCUGACCUCCGCCAACGUGGGCAAGUGUCAGGCCGUGCUGUGUCGCGACGGCAAGGCGCUCCCGCUGUCACUGCUCCACAACAUCAGCAUCAAGGAGGAAUACGACCGCGUGCGACAGCAUAAAGCCAUCAUCACUGAGGACAACAAAGUGAACGGUGUAACAGACUCCACCCGCAUCAUGGGCUAUUCAUUCCUCUACCCGGCAGUCUUGCCUCGGCCGUACGUCAACACGCUCCCGCUGACCCCCAGAGAUGAGUUCUUCAUCCUGGGCAGCAGAGGUCUCUUCGACGUCAUGGACCCCAGCGAGGCGGUGGAGGCCGUUCGGAAGGUCCCCGACGCUUUGGCGGCUGCCAAGAAGCUGUGCACUCUGGCGCAGUCGUACGGCUGCACGGACAGCCUGAGCGCCGUGGUGGUGCAGCUCAGCGUGGCUGAGGACUGCUGUUGCUGCUGCUGCUCGGCGUCCGAAAGCAUCCACGCGCCGCCACAGCCCCCGCCGAGCCCCGGGCCGGGCCUGUACCCGGCCUCCUCUGCGGGCGUGCCCCCGUCCUCCUGCAGCGAGAUCAGCUCCGAGGUCAGCGCUUCCGAGAUGAGCUCCGAAGUGGGAUCCACCGCGUCCUCGGACGAGCCGCCUCUCCUCCUGCAGGACUCGCACAUCCACCUCCAUCCGCAGAGCCACGCGCCGCAGCUGAACCCGCGCCUGCCCUGCUGCUCGCUCCACCUAGCGCCCAAUGCCAGCGGCUCCUUCCAGAGGCAACUUUCAAGCGCCACCUUUUCCAGCGCACUCUCGGACAACGGCCUGGACAGCGAGGACGAGGAGCCCAUUGCCGGCGUCUUCUCUAACGGCAGUCAAGUGGAAGUGGAGGCUGACGUCCACUGUUUGUUGCCUCCGCCACCUCCACCUUGCACACCGGAAACCCCAGAGAAGCUUCCGGAGCAUGUGCUGGAGACGGACAAAAUUGGCAACUUUGAUUCUUGGAGCAAAACCUUGGGGAAGAGAAGGGGGAACGGCUCGGUGGCGCCGCAGGAGCAGAGCCACAACUUGAUUGAGGUGGCCGAGGCUCCUUCCAAGAAAUCUGGGGGUUAUUUCACGGCCCCCGCUCAACCCGACCCCGACGACCAGUUCAUCAUACCUCCGGAGCUGGAGGAGGAGGUGAAGGAGAUCAUGAAACAACAUCAGCAGGACCAACAGAGGCCGGCCAAGAGUGAGCGACCUGCGGACUACUACGACACACCGCUCUGAAGGAGUCGUUGCAUUCUGCCAUCAUCGACUCACCUUCAUGUCGUUGGCUUUAUUACGCAGUUGUUGGUCUUUUGCCCAAUACUGACGUACUCUGACAGCAUUUCUUGCACCAAUGCCGCCACUUUUGAGUAAAUCAGUCAGAACGACAUGAGGCCGAGUGGAUGAUGACUGAAUGUUCACUCAAUACUCAAGUGGAGUAUAUUCUGCUUUACUGCAGUCAACCAAUAUGAAGCUGUGAGUAAUCUACCUACAACGGCUCUGAAAGGUCACGAGACUGGGCCAAAUAGGCAACGUAUUAUGACGCCACUUCCCCCAAAGUCCACCAAGAUCUCAACCAAUCCCUUUAAGAGAACACAAGAGUGACCUGCGCUCUACCGUGCCUCACCCAUUUCACUAGAGUUUUAAGAGCAGUUCACUACUGAUUACUGACUGUUUUAACUUUUUUAUUUACCUUAAACCGAUACCUAUAUAAUUCAACACUAUUAUUGCGAUGUUAACUUGUCAUUACCAACAUCAAGUCUCUGGAUAUUUUGAUUUUGUUUAUUAGUUACCAUAUGUGAGAGAAGCUACAACAGACUUUAAGUUGAUUUAAAAACAGAAGAUUGCGUUGACAUUAAAUUGUGUUGUACGGUACACACUAGUAAUACCACGCUUAACUGUUGUAGAUAGGGCACUUAAAGUAAUACUGUAUCUCUUCAGUAAAUCAAGGCUUCGGGCCUGUAUACAAACUAGAAAUUUAGUGGAAAUUUGAAAGACUAACUCCUAGGAGUUGCUUACUCUUUUAUGGUGACUUCGUCACUUUUUACUAAUCUUCUCUGCGAGAAAUGGUGAUUUUUUUUUUUUGUUGUUUCUUUUUCUCUUUCCAAUGAUUGUAAAUAAGAAAAAUAUUGUAUACCAAUGCUUUUUAAGGGAACUGUGUGUCUAGAACAAGAUGACCCUUUAUGCAUACAUGCCAAUAGAUGUAUAUGUAUCAGAAACAUAUACACACACACACCAGUUGUAAAUGAACUGUGCAUUCUGCCCAGUGCUGUCAUCACUUGCUGAUCAAUGAGCCAUACACACACACACACAUAAACACACACACUCACACAUAAACACACACUCAUCCGCCUCUUUACACCAGCAUGACUGUGUCAAGUCCUGUAAUGCAAUCCAAUUUACCUGUAAGAAAUUAUGCUCCAACCAACCACACAAACAGUUCCUGGUUUUGUUACAAUAAAUCUUAAAUUUAUGACUCUA